Fusarium graminearum PH-1 is the source of this 264-nucleotide messenger RNA. RefSeq lists its product as uncharacterized. The coding region runs from base 1 to 264 and encodes 87 amino acids. NCBI's taxonomy places the organism in Eukaryota, Fungi, Ascomycota, Sordariomycetes, Hypocreales, Nectriaceae. Gene Ontology annotation, cellular component: cytoplasm. The transcript is spliced from 4 exons. The record is from RefSeq and is a predicted model, not a curated record.
AUGGUGCUCCUUAACCUGCUGACUUUCGGACUCUGGUCAAAGGUCGGACGGUUGACACACUAUGCUUUUGACGCUGUUCUCUUCUCGGCCUUCCUCGCCGGCAUGAAGCGAUCAACUGGCUUGACCUUCAAGACCGACAGAGUCGCUGGUGAGAACAAGGAUUUCACCGGCUGGAUCGACAGAUACCUCGGCGUUGGUGAAUGGGUCAUGGACCAGUCCGUUGCGAUUGCCGGAUCCAGCGGCUACUUCGAACGAACCCGAUGA